This is a messenger RNA of Micromonas commoda, 1626 nucleotides long. RefSeq lists its product with no specific name. Gene Ontology annotation, molecular function: FAD binding; monooxygenase activity. Lineage: Eukaryota; Viridiplantae; Chlorophyta; Mamiellophyceae; Mamiellales; Mamiellaceae. The record is from RefSeq and is a predicted model, not a curated record. The transcript has a single exon. The coding region runs from base 1 to 1626 and encodes 541 amino acids.
AUGACGACAUCACGCGCGACGACGCAGCCGGCGCUCGCGACGACCGCGUCGCGUCUCGAACGCUUCCGGACCCGCUCGCUCGGGGCGUUCCCUGCCGGCGAACAGGGGCGGAUGAUGGGGUGCCGCGAUGUCGACGCGGGGUUAUCGCGACGGCGCGCGCGCGUGCUCGCGACGGCGUCGAUCAAGCCGCUCGACCCGAAGUACGAUCGUCCUCCCGAUCUCAAGAUCGCCGUCGUCGGCGCGGGUCCGUGCGGGCUCGCCACCGCUCUCGCGCUCCGGCAUCACGGCUUCGGCGACGUCACCGUCUUCGACCGCUUCCCCGAGAUUCGACCCGCGCUGGGCGCGGCGUUCAACCUCAACGGCGGCGCGGCGGUGCUCGACAAGCUCGGCCUCCUCCCCGAGUUUCGCGCGAUGAACAACCCGAUGCGUUUGGUUCGAUCGAGGCGCGUGGACGCCAACGGCGGCCCACUCGACCGCCUCGAGAUCAUGACCGUGGACGUGCCGAAGAUCAUCGCCGACGACCCGGUGGCGCGCGACGCGCUCGUCUCGGCGACCGACGGCGAACCCCUCUGCGGCACCGUCAUGCGCGCCGACCUCCUCCGCGCGCUCGCCGACGCGCUCCCUCCGGAGAGCCUCAUGCUCGGCCGCGAGGUGACCGGAUGCGUGACGCGACCGGCGAACAACGGACCGGGCGACACAGCUGGCAGCGCCGGUCGAUCCGUCGCGGCGCUCACCUUUCGCGACUACCCCGACGGCAAGGAGACGACGGAGUUUUUCGACCUCGUCGUGGGCGCCGACGGCAUCCGCGGCGUCGUCCGCGAGUCCACGUUCGGCGCAUCGCCACCAAAGUACGGCGGCAUACGGAUCAUAUUCGGGUGCACCGCGGAAGGGGACUCAGAGGCUGUGAACGCCAGGCCGCAGUCCGAGCACGGCGAGGCGCACCAGUGGUUCGGCGACGGGUGCUACGCGUUGGUCUACACAGCCGGCGGCGAACGCAACAAGCAGCACAACGUGGCGGUGUGCAUCGCGGACGAGACGGAGACGGACGAGAACGCGGAGUGGCGCGUCAACGGGGGCAGGUCGUCGUCGUCGAAAGGUAAGAGCGACCCGGCGGCGGCGCGGGCGGCGUGCAUGGAGGCGCUGGAGAGGUACUCGAUGCCGCCGGAGGUUGUCGCCGUCGCCGAGCGGUGCGAACGAUUCUUCGACGUGGGGGUGCACUACCACGACCCGAUGGCUACGUGGUCGGACCCCCGCGGGUGCGUGACUCUCGCCGGGGACAGCGCGCACGCGAUGCCCCCGUUCCUUGGGCAGGGCGCGAACCAAUCGCUGCAGGACGCGUGGACGCUCGGGGAGAAGUUGGGCAAGGUGCGGCUGGCGGGCCGCGGCGCGGCGGUUGACGCGGUGGCCGGGGUGGACUACUACGGCACCGUCGCGCAGGCGCUCGCCGAGUACGAGGAGACGCGCAAAGGACCGACGAGCGCCAUCAUGUUGAGCUCCAGGGUGAUCGGGUUCGUGGAGACGGGGCGUGGUCCGGUGGGGUGGGUGAGAGACGUCGCGUUCGGGGUGUUGGGCGCGGCUGGCAUCGCGGGGAAGAUUUUCCUCAAAAACGCCGUGCCCGUUUUGUAA